Messenger RNA from Dothidotthia symphoricarpi CBS 119687, 1473 nucleotides. RefSeq names its product MFS general substrate transporter. Gene Ontology annotation, molecular function: transmembrane transporter activity. The transcript has 2 exons. Gene Ontology annotation, biological process: transmembrane transport. The record is from RefSeq and is a predicted model, not a curated record. The coding region runs from base 1 to 1473 and encodes 490 amino acids. NCBI's taxonomy places the organism in Eukaryota, Fungi, Ascomycota, Dothideomycetes, Pleosporales, Dothidotthiaceae.
AUGGCGACCUCCGACUCGGCCAAACGACCCUCUAUCGAAGACGUGGGCCUUCCAACCUCCAAUCCUUCAUCCACACACGAUGUCGAGCGAAAAUGGUACCGGUCCUCGCUCUUCAACGCCUUCGUCAUCGGCGGCGUCGGAUUCAUGGCCCCUGGACUCUGGAACGCGAUGAAUGACCUCGGCGCAGGAGGAGCACUGGACCCUUUUCUCGUGAACGCCGCGAACGCACUUGUAUUCGGCCUGAUGGGUUUCCUGUGUCUCUUCGGUGGACCGAUCGCGAACCGCAUCGGCCUUGCGAACACACUCCUACUGGGCGCGGUUGGAUAUCCCCUGUACUCCGCUGGCCUGUAUACCAACAACCGCUACAACAACACGUGGUUUGUCCUCGUCGGCGCAGUCGCCUGCGGCAUCAGCGCAGGCCUCUUCUGGGUCGCCGAAGGCACCGUCGCCCUCGGCUACCCCGAGCCCGGCAAGCGAGGAAAAUACAUGAACAUCUGGCUAUGGUUCCGCACCGGCGGGCCCCUCGUCGGCGGCGCCAUAGUCCUCGCGCUCAACCACGCCGCCGGCGCAAAGAAAAAAGGAAAAGUCGGCUACCAAACCUACCUCGUCUUCAUCGCACUACAAUGCAUCGCCUGCCCGCUCGCGCUCGCCCUCUCCCCCCCAGAAAAAGUCCAACGCGCCGACGGCUCAAGAGUCGUAAUCAAAGCCGAAAAGUCCCUAAAAGCAGAAUUCCACGCCCUCUGGCAAGUCUCAAAGCGAAAAGAUAUCCUGCUCCUCCUCCCCGUCUUCUACGCUGCCUACUUCAACCAAUACACCGGUAACUUCAAAACAUACUACUUCGGCGUGCGCGCCCGCGCCCUUAUCGGCCUGGUCGCGAAUUUCGGCACCCUGCUGUCUUCCCAGCUCAUGAGCACGCUGCUCGACGCUAAGCGCCUGCCCGUUAAGAGGCGCAUCACCCUCGGCUUCUACUACGUCAUCUUGCUGCACAUACUCGCGUGGACGUAUGGGUGGGUCGUGCAAGAGAAAUUCACACGCACAAGCCCGUCGAUGGACUGGGAGGACGCGGGGUUCACGGAGGGUUUCUUCGUGCUGAUUCUGUGGGACUUUGCGCGCCAGGCACUGCAGAAUUGGCUGUAUUAUCUGCUGGCUACGAAAACAGAUAAUAUCUCCGAACUCAGUCGUUUCUCCGGGAUUUUGCGCGGCCAGGAGUCGUUUGGACAGGCGGUUGCGUUUGGGCUGAAUACGAGGAAGUGGAAGGGUGGGAGGGUGCCGCUGGGGAUUAAUACUGCGCUGCUUGUCCUGGCUGUGUAUCCGACGUGGCUUGUGGUGCGCGAUCACGUCCCCAUCGAAGCGGCAGAUGUGUCGAAGGAUGCGGCGCUGGGGGAGGUGCCGCUGGAAGAGCAGAUUGUCACGCUGGAUGAGAAGGAGAAGUACGCUGGUAAGGCGGGGAUGGGGAGGGAUGCUACGAUUUAA